Messenger RNA from Trypanosoma theileri, 423 nucleotides. RefSeq lists its product as uncharacterized. The annotation marks the transcript as partial. The record is from RefSeq and is a predicted model, not a curated record. Lineage: Eukaryota; Euglenozoa; Kinetoplastea; Trypanosomatida; Trypanosomatidae. The transcript has a single exon.
UCUCCUGUUUCUAAUAGACAAGAGUCAGGUGAGGCCCCUUCUGUAUCAACACAAGCAAAUGGAGAGAACCCAACAGUCUCAGAAUCUGCACCUAAUGGUGGCGACCAUAGGAGUCCACAUGAGAACACAUCACCACUGCAAGAACAAGGAGGUGCAACCACUCGGGGUUCACAAGUUACAACUAACACUGAGGAGUCAUACGGGACAGGGAACAAACAGUCAACAACGAACACAGAGAAUACCAAUAUACCCAUUAGUGAGAAAUCAACCACCACCACCACAACAACAACAACAACACUUCCUCCUGAACUCACAAACAACAAGAAGGGUGAUGCAGACAGCAGCAGCAGUAUCAGCAGUUCUGUGUGGGUGCGUGUACCACUACUGAUUGUGGUUACACUGGCCUGUAUUCUUGUGUGCUGA